This is a messenger RNA of Penicillium cinerascens, 1056 nucleotides long. RefSeq names its product J domain-containing protein. The transcript is spliced from 3 exons. Bases 1 to 1056 code for a protein of 351 amino acids. Gene Ontology annotation, cellular component: endoplasmic reticulum membrane. Gene Ontology annotation, molecular function: Hsp70 protein binding. Gene Ontology annotation, biological process: cellular response to misfolded protein. NCBI's taxonomy places the organism in Eukaryota, Fungi, Ascomycota, Eurotiomycetes, Eurotiales, Aspergillaceae. The record is from RefSeq and is a predicted model, not a curated record.
AUGCCGUCUGCGAAGGCGACUGGAUCCGAUGCCAACGGCUCAGGUGCGAGAUCGCGCGACCACAAACAAGGCAACCAAAACACCAAGUGGUCGGCAGAGGAAGAGGCGGUAGUCCUGCGAAUCAUGAAAUGCGCGCCAGGCGCGUUCUACGAGAUUCUCGCAAUCGAUAAGAAUGCCACUAGCGCUAAGAUCAAGACAGCGUAUAGAAAGCUAAGUCUGGUGACGCAUCCUGACAAGAACGGACACCCAAACGCGGGGGAAGCAUUCGGAAAGAUUGCGCACGCAUUCCAGGUCCUCUCGGACGAGACUAAGAAGGCUGCAUACGAUCGAACUGGAGUCGACCCCGACGCCAGAGGCAACCCGGGUAUGUCGGCCAGUUCUGGGUUUAGCGGCGGCCGGCCAGGUGGUGCUGGUGCUCAGUUCGCGUCAGAAAUGUCCCCAGAAGAACUGUUCGCCCGGUUCUUCAACGGUGGCUUUGGAGGAAUGGGUGGUAGCCCGUUCGAUGGCCCAUUCGGUGGCCCUCAGUUUGUGUUUAAUAUGGGAGGAGGUGGUCCGGGCGUUCGUAUGCAUCAGUUCGGAGGAGGCGUCCCGCGCCGCAGGCCUCGUCCAGCCGCUGGCGCCCAGUCGGAGCCUCCACUCGAUGGCUGGGGGUUUGUUCGCCAACUACUACCUCUUCUCAUCCUUUUCGUCCUUCCCCUUCUCUCCUCCCUCUUCUCCGGCACCUCGGCCCCCGCCGGUCCGACAUACCGAUUCGGUAAUCCUGAACCCCCGCACACCAUGGGCCGCACAACGCCCAAACUUGACAUCAGGUACUAUGUGAAUCCGGUCGACGUGGAGGACUUCAGUGCGCGGAAAUUCCGGCAGCUUGACCAGCGCGUGGAAUUGGACUACGUGACAUUACUCCGGUACGAGUGUGAGUCAGAGGUCAACGCCCGUGACCGGAAGAUCCAGGAAGCCCAGGGAUGGUUCUUCCCAAAUAUCGAGAAGAUGAAGGAAGCACGGGCCAUGGAGUUGACGAACUGCCGGCGGUUAGACUCGCUCAAGGGGAAGUAUUAA